Messenger RNA from Paracoccidioides lutzii Pb01, 549 nucleotides. RefSeq lists its product as hypothetical. The record is from RefSeq and is a predicted model, not a curated record. The transcript is spliced from 2 exons. Bases 1 to 549 code for a protein of 182 amino acids.
AUGUCCAAGAACAGCAAGGUCGCGAAGGGCAAGGCUGGACUGGCUCAUCUUACCAAUACUGGUGGCCUUGCGGAUAUUAACCGCCAGAUCUUGCUCCGUUCUGCCGACGAUGAAUCAGCCUGCCAUUCUCAUUGCAUUUGCUCUGAAGGAGGCCACAAAUUGGGCUGGGAUUACUACCUGCUCAUGUCGAUAUUCCUUGAAGUUCCCGACGAGUAUCCCAGGGACAUUUUUCCUGAGUGGUUGAAGGCGAGGCGAAUCGAAAUGCAGAACGAAUUGGCUUCAACACGAGUGACGAGGGGCGCAAAACAGAGAUUCUCAAAACACCAGUUUGGGUGUUACCACAAAAGAACGAUGAAGAAAAACAGGCAAACCCCCAGGAAAGGCUCAUCAGAAUGCCAUGCGCUGUAUGGAGAUUCCUCGUCGUCGCACUCGGCAGCGUCGCAAUCGCGUGCUGAGUCAGCAAUUCCCGGUCUUGGCGGCGUCGCCGCCCUCCUGCAGACGUUGUUGAUAUCCCCAAUGCCCGGAUAUCCAACUCAUGUCCGAAAAUGA